Messenger RNA from Juglans microcarpa x Juglans regia, 1091 nucleotides. Its product is annotated as two-component response regulator ARR5-like. NCBI's taxonomy places the organism in Eukaryota, Viridiplantae, Streptophyta, Magnoliopsida, Fagales, Juglandaceae. Gene Ontology annotation, biological process: cytokinin-activated signaling pathway; phosphorelay signal transduction system. The record is from RefSeq and is a predicted model, not a curated record. The annotation marks the transcript as partial. The transcript is spliced from 5 exons.
AACUACACACAAAAAAAAAAAAAAAAAAGCUAUUACUGUAAGGCGAAGACCUUCUUACUCGGAGAUGGAGGGGGGAACGUUGUUGUUUCGCGGCGAAGUAACGAUGGUUUUGGUGUUUCGCCUUAUGAUCCCGAAGAAGCUCACGUUCUGGCCGUCGAUGACAGCCUCGUUGAUCGGAAGAUCAUCGAGAAGCUGCUUAAGAUUUCUUCUUGCAAAGUAACGGCCGUGGAUAGCGGAAGGAGAGCCCUGCAAUUCUUGGGGUUGGACGAGGAGAAGAGCUCCUCUGUUUCUUUUGAUGGCUUGAAGGUGGAUCUGAUCAUCACAGACUACUGUAUGCCUGGAAUGACCGGAUACGAAUUGCUCAAGAAAAUCAAGGAAUCCUCUACUUUCCGAGAGAUACCUGUGGUGAUAAUGUCUUCCGAGAACGUCUUGGCGCGAAUUGACCGAUGUUUGGAGGAAGGGGCGGAGGAUUUCAUAAUGAAGCCGGUGAAGUUAUCGGAUGUGAAACGUUUGAAGGAUUACAUGAUGAGAGAGGUUGGAUUUGGAAGUGAGAAUAACGGAGGAAUCGACAAGAGAAAGCUACAAGAGAGUUGUGAUCUGAAUUCCUCAGAACCGCCCGUUACGUCCUCAACGUCGCCGUCGCAGUUACCAGAACCGCCGUCGCGGUCGCCUAUAUCAUCGCCAUCGGUACCUUCGUCUAUCCCCACACCUUUGGAUUCUCCGAUUAGACGGCUUAAAAUGACCAACACCGGAUGAUCGAUCUAGAUCCAUUCACAGCUGUUUCACUCUACAAGUCGGAAAUCCUCCAAUCCAUGCAAUUACGUCCCUUUCUUCUCUUCCCUGAGUCAGAAGACUCAGAAGUCAGAACUGCAAUUCUCCGUUACGUGUUAACGGUUUUUGUUGCAUUACGGGGUUGUCUUUUGGCGUCAUUUGUUUUGUUUGUUCCUACGAGGACGAUGAGUUCCAGUCACUAAUACUGAAUUACUGAUAAUUAUAACCGAUUACGUUAUUACUUUAAGAUGAAUCUAGCCAUCCGAUUCAAAUUUCUUCGUGGAGGAAAUAAAACGGAGUUAUGGCCCGUUGAGAGCACA